AUUAAUUAGUUAUAAAAAAAAGUGGUUUGUGUUUCAUUUAAUAUGCAGAGACCCGGAAAACGUCUUAAUAUGGGGAAAGUUCUCAGGAUAAAUGUGGAAGACAAAAAUACUCAAAGGCAAACCCGAAACAAAAUCUCGUCUAAAUGUCCGCAGAACAAGGUCCUGUCGGGAAAGGGCCAUGGUCAGGGUCUUUCCUCAUGUUUGAUUACUACGUCCCCCAAUUUAAGAAUUCCCGGAGGAGCCAACGAUCCAGCCCAACGCCGAGUCGGAACUCUUCCGCGGACCGACAGCGAAUGCCAAUUUAAAGCACCAGGGAUCCUCUUCAUGACCGAAAAAGAUACCACAUUAUCUACCCACGAAGUCAAAAUGUUCCCUUUGACAUCCCCGGGAACUGAACUGAGGCCCAAACACGUUUCCUUGUCAAAAUUGGCAAAUGAAAGUCCAAAAAAACACCAAAAAACACAAACGCUUUAUAGAGAAUCUUCGGCACAAACCCUGCCAUAUCUGCCAGAAGUUUUUAAGGAAGUGGAUGUACAAGAACUUGAACUAUUCUCCUUACCAACUGUUCUUCCCGGCGAAAAUCCUCCAGGGCUCUACGAAACCGAGGUCCUGGAACGCGCGAAAAGACGAUGGGCCUUAAAGAAAGCCCUCAACACGAAUAUCAAAACAUAUUUCAGAGAUGUCCGGACAAAAAUCUUACAGUACAAGCCUAUUUUGGAGGCCUUAGAGUGGGAGCAAUGGAUCCAGCGAGAAGAGUACAUCCAGGAAUGCCAGAUGAUGCGUCUGGAGAUUGUAAUCAAGAUGUUUAACAAGCGGGAAAAGGAGAUGCACUCCGCCUCCAAGUCGCGGAUUGAGAAAGCCUGCGAGGAAAUCGAGAAGCGUCGCCAAGCCAGUCUGUACAACAAUGAACGACAGUUCAACAAGGCGUUGCGCAAAUUGGACGCCAAAAGGAGCAAGUGGCGGAAGGAAAGCCCUCUACAAGCACUGGGUAGCCCGUGCUCCGAAUUCUAUGCACCACUUUUAAGACACGGAGUCGAUCCAGCCCGUCGAAGCUACGUGCCGAAAACUAAACGCAAGGCUUUCGACAUGAGAAUCGACGAACUGGAAAAGAAGGUUAACAUGAAGAAUCUGAAAUGUCCCUUCACGACCCUCUUGAGGUGGUCCAAGCCCAAGGAGUACGUGCAAGAGUACGAGCAAAACUUCUGUAAUGAGAGGAAUCUGCAAAACCUCUUCGAGAGCCUGAAAAAGCUAAGAACCGAAGCCGUCGACAAACAGGAUGACCCCAGAUGUCUAAUUAAGCGGCGAAAAGCAGAUCCAAAAGUAGCGAAAGCAGGCUCCAUCUUUAACCUAACCCGGUUUACAGGUCUUUAUGAUACCAACGCAUAUUAUACUCACCAAGAGGAGAAAGUGCCCGUAAGAGCCCCCAGAUUCGUUUCGUUGACACAACAGCAAAUAGAGAAAUCCAAGAAGGAAAAUACGCGUUUCUUACUGGAGAACAUACUGAACAUUAUCGAAGGCACCUUCCUCGGCUAUGUAAUGCAGUUUUUGUCGGAUGAAAUGUCCCGCCUGAGAGAGCAGCAAAAACUCCACAGGUACUGCAUGGCGGUCCAACAGGAGCGCUGGCGACGCGAGGCCAAGGAGAGCGGUUUACGCCAGAAGGAGAACCACAUGCGACUCCUCUACGAUGAACUGCUGCAGCACUGCGCAUGGACCCACAGUGACGUUUCUAAUAACUACAUAGAAUGGUUACUAGAAGCAGAUGCCCGCCAUUGCGCCGAACAAGAAGCUGUCGAGAUGGUGGUUGAGCUGUCCCAACAAAUCGACGCAGACAUGAAAAAGUGGAUGGAAAGCUUUAGGGAAAUCCAGAAUCCCCUCAAUCGAGAUUCUCUAAGAAAGGGUUGCAUGGACAUAUUUCUCCCCGACCCGGAAGGUGUACUAAGAGAUAUAGAAAUCACCCAGAUCGUACAGCACGUAGUGGAGGAUGUGCUCUUUCCGAGGAUUUGGGAGGAACUAGGGCCCUUCGAUAUAGGCACCACGCUGGCGAGCGAUUUGAUUGACCGCCUGAUCGACAACGAUCUGUACCUCUUCUCCACCGACAGCGAGGAUCCUGAAAUUCCCGAAAACGAACCCUGGAAUGAGUCUAGGGCCAUAAUUAGGAAACUUAUCCGAGGUGCUGUGCAGGAGCAGAGCUGGAAAGGAGAAGUCGAACGGAUUGCAGUUGAAAAUUACAAAGACCUUUUUGAUGAUGUUAUUAACCAAAUCAUAUUCAAAAUGGAGAAUCUUGGGCCCACUACCUUGGUGGAUCUGCAUUCCACCAGGUCUCACAAUAUCAUUCAAACGACGGACGACAUCAGGGAGAGGGAAAUGAUCGUCCAGAAUUCAGAAACGGCACCCUCACUGCCGGACACAGAAUUGAUCCGAAUGCACAUUUUGAGUUUGAUAAAGAAACUUAAAUGGGAUACGGUCACCGGAAAUCUGGAGAACAAGGACAAGUAUAAUGGGGAAGACUUUUCCGUUAUCUUCGACACAUACCUUAAGUCCCAGAUAAUCAAUCCCAUCGACUCGACACAAUCGGACAAAACUGUCAAUGACAUAUUCAGCGUACUUAGUUCUAUGGACAUUCAUGAGGAUGUGAGCUUUAAUUUACUCAAAAGUAGGCACAGUAGGAUGAAAGAAGAAAGGGAAAACCAUAAAGAACAAUUCGAGGAGUCAGAGUGCCUGUCAUCAGAGACAAGUGUAUCAUCAAUGUACUUUUCGGAACGUCAGCUCGACGAGAAUAGCCUCUAUAAAAGCCUAAUAGGUGAGACUAAAUCCUCACGCGGUACACCAAAUGUCAAGCACUCUCGAAGUACAAAGUCGCUUAUACAGUCCCCCAAUUCGGAAAUCCUAAAGCACAAGGUCUACGUAUCACUGGACUCAAUUUUAAUGGAAAAUGAGGAGCAAAGGAGGGGAUCUGAGACAGUUGCGAGUUCCCCCAGGACCAAGAAAAUAAAGAGUGAAAGUGAAAUCAAAUUUCCAAAUCCGACAUCUACACGACCGUAUCGUGAUGACAAAUUAUAAUAGUACUUCUGUAGUUAAUAAGCAUUUAAUAAAGAUCACUUAAGAAUUAUAA
Messenger RNA from Drosophila ananassae, 3112 nucleotides. RefSeq lists its product as uncharacterized. Lineage: Eukaryota; Metazoa; Arthropoda; Insecta; Diptera; Drosophilidae. The record is from RefSeq and is a predicted model, not a curated record. The transcript is spliced from 3 exons. Bases 43 to 3060 code for a protein of 1005 amino acids.